This is a messenger RNA of Neopelma chrysocephalum (saffron-crested tyrant-manakin), 685 nucleotides long. RefSeq names its product antigen-presenting glycoprotein CD1d-like. Gene Ontology annotation, biological process: positive regulation of T cell mediated cytotoxicity; antigen processing and presentation, exogenous lipid antigen via MHC class Ib; immune response. The record is from RefSeq and is a predicted model, not a curated record. The annotation marks the transcript as partial. Gene Ontology annotation, molecular function: endogenous lipid antigen binding; exogenous lipid antigen binding; lipopeptide binding. NCBI's taxonomy places the organism in Eukaryota, Metazoa, Chordata, Aves, Passeriformes, Pipridae. The transcript is spliced from 4 exons. Gene Ontology annotation, cellular component: external side of plasma membrane.
UCUUCCUCUUCCUGCAGUUGCUGCUGCUGCUUCCUCAUCCCUGCCACCUGCACCAUGCAGCCCCCUCACCUCCUCCUCUUUCUUCCCCUCCUCCUCCCCGGGAUGUGGGCAGACCCAGAAGCAGAGCCACAGGUUCUCCAGUACCUCCUGACCGGCCUCUUUGCUGACAUGACCUCUGCUGAGGUGUCAGCGAUGGCAGUCCUGGGGGAUGUGCCCAUCUUUGCACUGGAUCCUGCGAACUGGAGCGUCCACUUCCACUGGCCCUGGGUCAGCCAGGCUGCGGCCGAGGGUGACACCAAGAAGCUGAUGUCCCAAAGCCAAAUUGCUCUGCGCAAUGUGGUCCGAUAUGUGCAUGACAAAGUCCAGCAGACAGAAAUGGACUACCCUCUGGUGGUCCAAAUCCGUGCGGGCUGUGAGCUGUACCCCAACACAUCCAGCUGGGGCUUCCUGCGUGUCAGGGAGGGUGGCAAAGACCUUGUAGCUUUUGAGGUGGAUGAAGAGUGCUGGGAGAUGCAGCAGCCAUCCCAGCUGGCAGAGCAGGUCAGCAGGGACCUAAACAGAAAGACGUCCAUCAAAGUGCUCCUGGAGCACCUCCUGUCCUUCAUCUGCCAGAGCCAAAUCCGCACUCUGAACAAGUAUGGGAGGGCCACUCUGGAGAGACAAGAGCUGCCCGUGGCCACGGUCU